CCCAUCCCGCGCCAACCUCAAGCAGCACAGCAGCGGCCCCGAGGACACACUCACGCCUCACUCGCUCACAGUCACACUCCACACGCUGCCUGCCACUCCCCACUCCUCCGCAGCACUCACUGCCGCCCAUGGCGUCCCGGAUCUUGCUCCCGGCGCUCCUCCUCCUCGUCUGCUCGCAUUGCGGCGUCGCGGCGGCGAGGAAGGCGCGCGGCGGCGAGGCCAGCUCGCAGGUCAAGUUCGACUUCUCGCCCUUCCUCAUCGAGUACAAGAGCGGCGUGGUGAAGCGGCUCAUGGGCACCGACCGCGUCUCCGCGGCCGCGGACCCGCUCACCGGCGUCACGUCCAGGGACGUCACCAUCGACCCCGCCGCCGGCGUCGACGCCCGGAUCUACCUCCCGAGCUUCCGCGCCAGCACCAAGGUGCCCGUCCUGGUCUACUUCCACGGCGGCGCCUUCGUGGUGGAGUCGGCGUUCAACCCCAUCUACCACGCCUACCUCAACACCCUGGCGGCCAAGGCCGGCGUGGUGGCCGUGUCGGUGAACUACCGCCUGGCGCCGGAGCACCCGCUGCCGGCCGCCUACGACGACUCGUGGGCGGCGCUCAAGUGGGUGCUCGCCAAUGCGGCGGCCGGGACGGACCAGUGGCUGUCCCAGUACGGCGACCUGUCCCGCCUCUUCCUCGCCGGCGACAGCGCGGGGGGCAACAUCGCGCACAACCUGGCAUUGCGCGCCGGGGAGGAGGGCCUGGACGGCGGCGCGAGGCUCAAGGGCGUGGCCCUCCUGGACCCCUACUUCCAGGGCCGGAGCGCGGUGGGCGCCUACUCCGCGGACCCGUCGUUCCUGCAGUCGGCGGCGCGCACCUGGAGCUUCAUCUGCGCGGGAAAGUACCCCAUCGACCACCCGUACGCGAACCCGCUGAUGCUGCCGACGGCCUCGUGGCAGCACCUCGGCGCCUCCCGCGUGCUGGUCACCGUGUCCGGGCAGGACCGGCUGAGCCCGUGGCAGCGCGCCUACUACAGCGCGCUCCGGAGCAGCGGCUGGCCCGGGCAGGCGGAGCUGUACGAGACCCCCGGCGAGGGCCACGUCUACUUCCUCACCAAGAUGAGCACGCCCCAGGCGCAGGCCGAGAUGGCCACCCUCGUCGCCUUCAUCAACCGCGACGACUAGUGGCUCGCCGGCGGCCACACCGCCCACCCGACAUGAGUGCUCUGCUACGCUAGGUAACGAGUACGUACGUACGUACGUAGCGAGGGGGAAGGCCUUUGGUUUGAGUCGAUUUCUUGUGUCGCCACGGUGUAGAGUGCGGUACGUAGGUGGAUUCGGUUCCUCCCCAGCAACCGGCCGGACGGAGAGGGGGGCCGCGCCGUGCUCUGCCACCGACCCAUCUGCAGCUAAGCAAGCUGGAGUAGCUUGCAACGUUAACGCAGUAGUAGUAGUUGGCCGUUUCUCGCAGUCGCCAGUAGUAGUAACUACCGAGCCGUAUACUACUAUAGUAGUGUCACUGUCACUAUAUUUACCUAGCGAUUGCAGUGUCCAGUGUGUAACUUUUUGUACUGCUGCUAUGGUGAACUGGCCGUGUGGAAGGAAAUGGAAUGGUGUGAUUUAGUAUUA
Messenger RNA from Aegilops tauschii subsp. strangulata, 1610 nucleotides. RefSeq names its product probable carboxylesterase 2. Gene Ontology annotation, molecular function: hydrolase activity. NCBI's taxonomy places the organism in Eukaryota, Viridiplantae, Streptophyta, Magnoliopsida, Poales, Poaceae. The record is from RefSeq and is a predicted model, not a curated record.